GCGAGAGCCUCGAUGUCGGGUCGAUUCCUGCAGGACAACGCCUGGCCGUCUCGCACCCCGUACCACGCCGCUUCAACGCGCCACCCCUCAGUCUUUCGGCUCCCCCCAACUCGUACCGUCCACUCAGCGGCCACAGUGAACAUUAUCUGUAGAAUAUGGCAUCACCACAAUCCGAGCCCGUCGACGUAUCGGAAUCCUCUGUCGAGUCCCACGAAAAACCAGUCACUGCAGCCAGCCCUCGUCGUAUGGCAUCGACCAGCCCUCGCCGCACAUCGGACGCGCCAACGUCGGGUCCCCAGGCGACGAAGGGACCUGGCGUGUACGCGCUGGCACCCCGGCAGGGCCCCAUGCCGUUGCAGAAUCGGAAGCAGCGGCUGGCGCUUGGGCGAAGGUGGAUGCUGGGACAGGAUGAUGGGUGGAAAGCCGAAGCGUAUAUCAAGUCGAUUUGCGGGCUUACUCGAGGAGAGGCUGUUGUGAUUCAAGGCGCCUUCCGGCUGGAGCAGAGCGAAACGUUGGAUUGGAUGCAGGUGGACCUGAGCGAGUGGAGGGAUUUGGUACCGUAUAUUUUCGAGCUUCGAGUUCACCACAUAUGAACGAGCGCGCCUUUUCGUUCAAAAACCGCGCUCGUCGA
Molecule: messenger RNA, 631 nt
Organism: Schizophyllum commune H4-8
Lineage: Eukaryota; Fungi; Basidiomycota; Agaricomycetes; Agaricales; Schizophyllaceae
Exons: 2
Coding region: 156-593 (145 amino acids)
Source: RefSeq, a predicted model, not a curated record